Messenger RNA from Sebastes umbrosus (honeycomb rockfish), 2419 nucleotides. RefSeq names its product docking protein 3-like. Gene Ontology annotation, biological process: cell surface receptor protein tyrosine kinase signaling pathway; positive regulation of MAPK cascade. Lineage: Eukaryota; Metazoa; Chordata; Actinopteri; Perciformes; Sebastidae. The record is from RefSeq and is a predicted model, not a curated record. The transcript is spliced from 5 exons. Bases 198 to 1631 code for a protein of 477 amino acids. Gene Ontology annotation, cellular component: cytoplasm.
UGCAACGGUUACAUUGCAGAUCAGAUAUAGCUUGACUUGAAGCCCUGUCGGACAAGAGAAUGAAAGCUGCUGGUGACGUAAAGGAAACAAUUUUGCUAGUGCCGUUGAAAACCUAAAUUUAACUUUUUGGUUUGUCACAUCUUGACCGCAGAGCUUCAAGAGCUAGGGUGAAAGAUUUACAGACAAAGCUUUCAAGCAUGGAUGUUAUCUUCAAGGAAGGGAAGCUGUACCUUCACGGGGUCAAGUUUGGAAAAAGAUCAUGGCGUAAAAUAUGGAUGGUGCUUUUUAAGCCCAGCCCCACGGGCGUCGGACGGUUGGAGUUCUCUAGUGUAGUUGACAACAACGCUGCUACUGAACAGAGGAAGGUCUAUCGGCAGAAAACAUCUGAAAGAAAAGUGGUGCGUCUGACAGACUGCCUCAGUGUCAUCUCUGCUCCAAAGGAGUCUUGCCCUUCUGGGUGCACCGCCUUCUACUUACACACCACUCAGAGCACCUACACCCUGGCCUCCACGACGAGCGAGGACUGGCUGAGUGCCCUCUGCCUUCUGGCCUUCCAGAAGGAUCCUGGGGAAUCAGACAAAGGGGCUUUCGAGAGAGGAAAUAGCUUGACCAUGGAGGACAAUGACCUUUACUCAUCUUGGAAAACUGAUCAGACCCUUCCUCCUAACCAGUACCAAGUGACUAUCCAGAGCACCGAGGCAUCCAGGAGGUGCAAGUUGGCCGGGGAGUAUGUGAUCUCCUCAGAAGAAGAUGCCGUUUUGCUGCUGGCCGUCAAUACUGGUCACGUAUUCUAUCGCUGGCCAUACAGGCUCUUACGCAAAUUCGGACAGGUUGAGGGUGGAUUCAGCAUUGAAGCCGGCCGUCGCUGUGAAUCAGGAGAAGGAGUGUUCAUCUUCCUGUCCACACACGGUCCGCAGAUCUUCCAGGCUAUAUCAAAGCAGUGCUCUCUGGAGAGAAGGUCCUCUUUCCAGCCACUAAGUCGCCACAGAAGAUCAUUUUCUGACGUGUCUCCUGUUAUCCUCCCUGUCCACAGUGUUGCAGAUGUUUCUGCUGACAAAGAGGACGAGUCUGACAACCACUACGCUACUAUUAAUGACACCUCUGUACUAAAUAUGAAGCAGCUGUCUCUUUGCGAACCUCAACUCUCUUUCGGAGAGGAAGAUGAUGGUAAACGGUGUCAUUCCCUGGAUGCUCUGAACCUGGAUAUAAUGGGGGACAGCAUUUAUUACAACGUAAGGAGAGCCACACCACCUAUGAUCAGAGGCGAUGACUUCAAACCUGUGAUAGACUCAGAGUGCACCUAUUCGGAUGUGAAAGUUCAUCCCCAGCUGCAUCCCCUACCUCCGCUUCCUCCCAUCACCCUUCCCCAGUUUGUCCCCAUUACACCACCAAAGCCCCGAUACCAGCGCCAGCCCCCUGCGAACAACAUCCAGCCAGGGUACAAUGCACAAUCACAGCCGGUGGAUGACAUGAAGGAGAUGGAGGAGGCCAUCAACUCCUCUACCAAUGUUACCCCCUCAGAGGCCCAUGGCAGUUUUAAACAGAGGCUGGCAGAUAUCAUUUCUAAGGACCUGGCAAAGUUCCAGCCACCGUUUCCCUCCGGAGCAGGCAGCCCCACAUUUUCUCAGUAGGCUAUUAGUUAGCAGACAGACCAGGAGGAGCAAUUUGAACCAUGAUAGACUGCCAUAAAGCAGAAUUAGUUUCUUUAUUUCUUUGAAAUCCCCUCCACUGGGAACAUUUGGCACCAGAUUUUUGGCUUGCAGAUGUCUAAAAGCAAAAAGAGGAUUCAAGUAGUGUUGUUCUUCACUGCUGGAAUGUUAGAGAAGCUAUAUGUGUGCUGCAGUUUUUUUAAUGUGACAUUAAUGAACACUUGCCUGUUUCAUUAUGGAAAUAGCUUUGAAAAAUGUUUCCUUGUUACAUUCAAACAACAUAUUUGCUUCUUCUAGUUUAUGUUUUUUUUCUCCUAAACUACCUUUCUUAAAGAGAAUAAGUUGGUUUUUCACAUACAAAUCAGCCGUUUUGCAGCAACUACUGCAUUUUGGACAUAGUCGCUUCGGUCCGCUUCUCAUGGUGGAAAUAUUGAUGUAACUUAUUCAGUAUACUGAAAUGUAUCGCUGGACAAAAAAAUGAAAAAUACAAAAACAACUCAUGUCUUAAGUAUAUCUUUAUUGUAGCAAAACAAUCCUCAUAAAAAUACCCCAUAGCUAUACAUAAAUAUCAAAAUAAUUGGGUUUUUUUUAAUUUAGACAAAUGUCACUAAUGACACUGGGAAUGUCUUUAGUGAUGGUUCAGGACAUAAAGUGCAUUAAAAAAAGGCCACCAAAAGGCCUUAGGAAGUUCAAGAUCUCAGUAGGUUUUCAUUGGCAGUGCAACAUCUAAGCUAUUAAAAAGGACAGGAGAAUUUAUGAAAUAUUUGUAA